AUGCAUACACCAACUCCUCUCGCCAUCUGCACUGCGCUUACUGCCCUUGCCAGUUGUAUCACGACAUCAUGGGCUCAAGAUGCGCCUGCCAUAAAGGACUCUACUAUCCUGCGCUCGACUGUUAGCUGCCCCGACUGCCCAGAGAGAAACUGCUACAAGUGCACACUCGGACACGAGAAAACCCUCCGCGCAAGCACAGGCGGCCUAGCCUGGGUGCGCUUCCUGGUUGGGUUCCGGCUCCCGGUCCCAGUUACCGAUGCAACAAAGUGCACUGUGCAGUUCCCUGCCUUCGUUCGGCCUAAUCCGUUCGCCGUGAAUGUAACCGUCGCCCGCGCGCUAUCCUCCGACUGGGACGAAGACACAGUGGAUGGCGAGAAUGCUCCUGAAUCUGGCGAAAUCUUCACUAGCAUGUUGCUCGAGCCGUAUCAAAACAUGCAGGCAAUGGAUAUCACUGCGGCAUGUAAGGGUGCGCAGGCCAACGGGGAGUUUUCGAUCUACGUGGGCACUCAGUCCGACAGUAUUGAGAUCUGGUCAAAGGAUUCUGGUGCUCCUGCGAUUCUCCAUGUCAGCGGGCCUGUGUGCAAGGCAUCCUAG
Messenger RNA from Aspergillus fischeri NRRL 181, 594 nucleotides. RefSeq lists its product as uncharacterized. Bases 1 to 594 code for a protein of 197 amino acids. The transcript has a single exon. The record is from RefSeq and is a predicted model, not a curated record. Lineage: Eukaryota; Fungi; Ascomycota; Eurotiomycetes; Eurotiales; Aspergillaceae.